CACAGCAAAACACAAAACAACAUCAGACCGGUGCCGACCGCCGUACAAAACCGUACACGUUUUACCGAGCACGUCGCCAGGGUAGCUGCUUAAAAUAAGCUCGUCUGCGACUGUGUAACAUAAUACGUAACAAUAUUGCACAUUAAAUAAUAUUUACAACGGCAGCGGCAGUAGUAUCGUUAUAACUCGUAAUAAAUAUUUUCAUAAUUUGUUCGUCGAAAUACCGACGCAACGUGAUAGAUACACCGUUAAUUUUGAACGAACUACAGUACGACCGAACGGAAAUGAUCGAAUUAAACGUUUACACUGCGGUGUUAAUGCCGUUGGCCGGUUUGAUAUUGUAUGCGGUAUGGUCGCGGCUCCGCAUGCCACUGGAAUACAGACAGAUCUCGUCUCACGUGCCAUCCGUUACGAAAAACUUUUGGAGUGAGAUGGUACUUUCGUGGAAACUCGCGAUGCUGAAACCCAUAGAUAUAUUACCAUUUUUAACGGAUUUAAUAAGAACAAUUGGUCCAGUAGUUCAUUUUAACCUUUCGGGCCGAUCGUACGUUUUGCUAAACGAUCCAGAUGAUUUAAAAAUUCUACUGUCCACUACUCAAUAUAUCAAAAAAGGUCCAGAGUAUGACAUGUUGAAACCUUGGCUAAACGAAGGCCUUUUAUUGAGCUCAGGUCAAAAAUGGCAUAGCCGGCGGAAGCUCCUUACCAACACAUUUCACUUCAAGACAUUAGACAUGUACAAUCCUUCCUUAAACAAACAUUCGCGUACGUUGGUUGAUAAAUUAUUGAAUGCGUCUGCGAAUGGCAAUAAAGAGAUCUCCAUCUUUGAAUACAUCACCUUAUGUUCUCUGGACAUGAUUUGUGAAACGAUAAUGGGAACUGAGAUGAAUGCUCAAGAAGGUAAAUCAACUCAAUAUGUUCAUUCGAUUAAGAGUGCUUGCAAAUCAGUGAUUGAACGUGUUUUCAAAUUCUGGCUGUGGAACGAUCUGGUUUAUAAAAUGAGCGAAAGUGGUCAAAGUUUUUUUAAAUCAAUCAAAGUUCUACAUGAGUUUACUGAUAACGUAAUUAAAAGUAAACGAGCAUCGUUGAAUAAUUCAGGAAUUGAAAAAGUGCAGACAGACAGUAAAUUUGAAAAAACGCAAAAGAAAUCGUUCUUAGACUUAAUUCUUAACGUCUUGAACGACGCGCCCGACCAGAUGACCGAUAGAGACAUUCGUGAGGAAGUAGAUACAUUUCUUUUUGAAGGCCAUGACACAACUUCCAUUGCGAUGACAAUGAUUUUGGUUUUGCUGGGCAUGCAUCCAGAUAUACAAGAACAAGCUAGAGAUGAGAUACGUAGAAUUUUUGAAUACUCUGAUAGAGAUGCUACAAUGGAAGAUUUAAAUAACAUGAAAUAUUUAGAAGCGGUAAUCAAAGAAUCGCUUAGAAUGUAUCCAAGUGUGCCAGCUUUUACGAGAGAACUAGAAAAACCAUUGCACCUCAAGAACUAUAUUAUUCCUGCAUUGACUACAAUAACAGUAUAUCCCUUUAUUUUACAUCGUAAUGAAGACAUAUAUCCAAAUCCUGAAGAGUUUAUUCCUGAUAGGUUUUUAAAAGAAGAAAAUAAAGCAAAUUUUCUAUUUGGAUAUUUACCGUUCAGCGCCGGCGCCAGAAACUGUAUUGGACAAAAGUAUGCAAUGAAUCAAAUGAAAAUAGUUGUAUCGACUAUUUUACGUAAUGCGAAGAUCGAAUCCUUAGGACGCAAAGAAGACAUUCGAAUUAGUACUCAAUUAAUCAUUAGAAUAGAAUCAAUCCCAAAGAUGAAAUUUUAUAAACUUUAAUUAUCUAUAGCAUAGCGUAUAGACUAAAAUAAUUAUAGAUACUCAUUUUUACAUUUUAUUUUAUUUAAAUAUAUAAAUUAUAAGUUUUCAAAUACCUAUAGUAAUAUAUUAAACAUAAGCUAUAACCGCUAUAGGUAAUAAUAUAGUAUGUUUUUUUUUUUUAUAAAAUAAACUUAAAUAUUAACCAAAAAGUAAAAAGUAUGUUUAAAUAUUUAAUAGUACAAUAGUGUGAUUUCAAAGUUCCGGGAAGUGGAACUUACAUCAAUUUCCAUCCAACAUUGAUGUUAAUUAAUUGCAAGUUGCACUGCAGUAUAAUAAUUAUUUAACACUGUGACAUGUUUAGAAAAAAAAACUAUUAAGUUAAUUUAAAAAUUAUACCAUGAAAUAAUAUUGUCAUUAAAUAAGAAAAUCAAUUUUUUCAAAAAUUAUUUUUUUGUAAGAAAUUUUACCUGGAAAUUAUUAACACGUUUUGACACUAAACUGUGACUGUUAAGAGUAGAAAUAUAGUACUUAGUACUUUA
Messenger RNA from Rhopalosiphum padi (bird cherry-oat aphid), 2338 nucleotides. RefSeq names its product cytochrome P450 4C1-like. NCBI's taxonomy places the organism in Eukaryota, Metazoa, Arthropoda, Insecta, Hemiptera, Aphididae. The transcript has 11 exons. The record is from RefSeq and is a predicted model, not a curated record. The coding region runs from base 285 to 1817 and encodes 510 amino acids. Gene Ontology annotation, molecular function: monooxygenase activity; oxidoreductase activity, acting on paired donors, with incorporation or reduction of molecular oxygen; heme binding.